Messenger RNA from Postia placenta MAD-698-R-SB12, 1478 nucleotides. RefSeq lists its product as hypothetical. The coding region runs from base 11 to 1210 and encodes 399 amino acids. The record is from RefSeq and is a predicted model, not a curated record. Gene Ontology annotation, molecular function: protein binding. NCBI's taxonomy places the organism in Eukaryota, Fungi, Basidiomycota, Agaricomycetes, Polyporales, Adustoporiaceae. The transcript is spliced from 2 exons.
AUGACAGGACAUGAGUAACAUUGCAGCCAUCGGCCAAAUACCUACAGAAGUGCGCAAGAAAAUCUUCCAGUACCUGUCGGACGAUCGCGGUUCUCUCGCUGCCUGCGCUCUCACCUGCCGCGCGUGGUACCUCCUAAGUCGCUCCCACUUCUUCCACUCCGUUCAUCUGCUUGGAUCGCCUCGAUAUGCACAAUUCGAGGAGCUCCUCCUCGCAGCGCCAUACCUCGCGGCCUACGUCCGUGAUCUGUCGAUCACCAUGGACGGCACGUUCACCUGGCUCGAUCAGGAGGCGCCUCGUAUCCUGCUCCGGCUCAACAGAGUCGAGCACCUCAAGUUCCGAAACUGGUCCGCGACCAUUAUGUCCGAUGAGACGCGCCGCAAUCUGCAGAUGUACUUCCCGAGAGUGCGAACACUGGUGCUACAAGACACCGCAUUCGCGGGGAACGACUUCCCGCUCGUCCUAUGCGCGUGCCCACGGCUGUCGAGUCUGCAGCUGUACGACGUGUACUGGUCCCAUCGCAAUCGAACGCUAGUAUCCGCGGUAGUGAACUCGCGUCAACACAUUCAAGCGCUCGGACUACGGCACAUAUCGCCACUCGCGUCGGCAUGGCUGACGAACGGCGUGUUCGAGAUGCGGCUGCAGAAGCUGGAGCUCUGCUGGGGCGACCCGGCGCAGCUGCCGCACGUGCGGCACCUGCUGAAGGAGGCGGGCAGCACGCUGGAGUACGUGGUGAUCGCACCCAGCUUCGACGUUGCAAACUCCGCGGCAGAUUUGGACGGAUGCCUGGCCGAUAUCGGCCUGAGCGCGAACACGGCGCUGCGGACGCUGCGGCUCGUGAUCGAGACGGCGCGCUCGGAGGCGCACGCGUGGCCGCCGAAAGUGCUCGAGCAGCUGCGUUCGGAGGACAUCCGGCGCAUCGAGCUCGUGCUGCUCCUCCCGUACGAGGGCCGGCUCUCAUCGGUAGACUGGGACCAGAUCGACUUGCACCUGUCGCGCCAGGCUGCCGCGCACCCCAAGCUCACCGUGUCCAUUGACGUGCACAUGGCGUGGACAGAGCCGUCAGAAAAGGCGGUGGCACACGAGGUGGCUGCGCGGCUCCCCAGGCUGACGGUCGAGACGAAGCGCCUGGAGUUCGACUGCACGUACACAGCAUGCGACAUCCGGUCUGCGUGGCCGUGCCUCCAUCCCGCCAUUGUGAAAGCGCCAUAGGGCAGCGCUAUAUCUCAAGACUGUCUGGUUGUUCGCCUGGCGAACAUUGAUCAGAGGGCGCUAUGGCAGCGACUCUGACCGCCUGAAUCCGCUCUGAGAUCUGCAACGGUGCAGUGGUCAGCCCUGUCUUGACCUUGAUCUAAGGCGGACGGAGACUGGGCUGCCAUUGAGUGACCAGGUGUGUGGUAGUGGCAAGGAAGUAGGAGCGUGGUGGGGUUCGAAUGCAUCAUAUGUAUUACCAUCUCAACAUAAUUAUAGCAUCUCCGGU